CCUUAUUACAGGGUAUAAAUACAGGUACAUCUCUCAACAGCCAUCACUUCUCCUCACAAGACCAGAGCCAGGCUGACACUUCUCAUCACACAACAUGGACUUGCAUGCAGCUGUUGACCCAAAGAAAUGUGAUGGGGCAAAAAAAGAUGGACAUAGUGGUGGGAAGCUCGACCAUAAACAUGGUGAGCACGGACAUGGACACGGAGGAGGACACAGCAAAGGUCACAAGGGAGAGCACGGACAUUCCAAAAGUUCAAGUGAUUCCAGCAGCUCAAGUGGAAGUGACUGUGAAGGAAAGACACACGGGGAAGGCCAUGAGCACAAAAAGAAGGAAAAGAAACUGAACAAGGAGAAAAAACCCAAAGACAAGAAAGAGAAGAAGGAAAAGAAAGAGAAAAAAGAAAAGUCUGAGAAAAAACACUAACCUGAAAAAAGUUUAUAUUGAUACAAGGUCACAUUUCCUUUUGCAGACACAAUGUAACCAUAGACAAAUAAUUUGGGUAGAGAAAUCUCCCAGCAGCUAAAGGCAGCCAACCAUCAAUUCACUAGGAACUAUGAGGCAUGAGGUGCAAAGUUCCCAUGCCUCAGUAAUGUCACAAGUUCCAAGUGAAUUAAGAGGCUGGAUCAAUGUUUACAUCCAUUUUAUGUAAGUGACAAAUCUCCCCUCAAUAUUUUCCAAAAAUUGCAGGAUAAUUAGUAUGGGAUGCAGCCAUGCUUUAAUGCUGUCCAUGUACUAAUUACACAUGACGGGUUUACAGCUUUCCAGUUACAGAAUAGUCACACAUUAUAGAGCAGUGUUUGUGUGGAUAAUUCUUUCAGUGCAGUAAUGCUAUGAACAGGACCAGGGCAGAAAUACUCUCAGCAUGUCACGACCUGAAGUGGAUUAUGUAGGGAAGAAUCGCCUUUAAAAACCCGAUUAUUAAUCCAAAAGCAAAAAUGAUGUAUUUGUGAUGCAGAAAUAAAUGAAAGACAAUUGUCAAAAGCAAAAUGAUGUAUUUGUGAUGCAGAAAUAAACAAAAGACAAUUGGUGUUUUAUACUUAACAAA
Messenger RNA from Pseudophryne corroboree (corroboree frog), 1046 nucleotides. RefSeq lists its product as uncharacterized. The record is from RefSeq and is a predicted model, not a curated record. Gene Ontology annotation, cellular component: nucleus. The transcript has 4 exons. NCBI's taxonomy places the organism in Eukaryota, Metazoa, Chordata, Amphibia, Anura, Myobatrachidae. The coding region runs from base 95 to 424 and encodes 109 amino acids.